ACAAGUUUCCUUGUGGAUCACCAUUAGUAGCAACCCUCUCAGUCUAGCCAGCCAUGUCUCUGUGUUCAUUUCUAAAGGGGAAAAGUCCAAAGCACCAUUAUUCCCCUUUCAAGAAGGAACCUUUUGGAAGGUCCUUUCAGCAGCCACACCAAGACUAUGAGACCUUGUUGGAAACAUGCCUGAGGAACAAUUGCCUCUUUGAGGAUCCCAACUUUCCAGCUGACAUGAAUUCCAUUGGCAGAGGGUCCCUGCUGCAGAAGCUGCCCCCAACCCUGCACUGGAAGAGACCUAUUGAGCUGCAUGAUAACCCUGUAUUCUAUUCAACCAAAGCAGAAAGGCUGGGCCUGUGCCAGGGAGUAGUAGGAAACUGCUGGUUCUUGGCUGCACUGGAAGCUCUUACAUUCCAUGGGGACAUUCUAAACCGGGUUGUACCUCUGAACCAGAGUUUCACCAAGAGGUAUGCUGGCAUCUUCCUCUUUCGGUUCUGGCAUUUUGGUGAAUGGAUUCCUGUCGUAAUUGAUGACCGUCUACCUGUAAAUGAGGCUGGUCACCUGGUCUUUGUCUCUUCUACCUGCAAAAACUUGUUCUGGGCAGCUCUACUGGAGAAGGCCUAUGCCAAGCUCUCAGGUUCCUAUGAAGACCUGCAGAUUGGGCAUGUUUCAGAAGCUUUUGUGGACUUCACAGGAGGCGUGACAGCUACAAUUCAACUAUCAAAGGCCCCUCUAGACCUCUGGGACAUCCUCACCAGAGUUGCUUCCAAGAGAUCCCUCAUUGGCUGUCAGACUCACUCAGGAGAAAGGAUUCUGAAUAAUGGACUGGUGGAUGGUCAUGCAUAUACUGUCACUGGAAUCAGGAAGGUGACUUGUCAUAAUAGGCCUGAAUACCUGGUAAGGCUGAGAAACCCUUGGGGAAAGGUUGAAUGGAAAGGAGACUGGAGUGACAGGUCAAAAAAAUGGGAUCUCCUAAAUCCAAAGGAGAAGAUUCUGCUUCUGCGGAAAGAUGAGGAUGGAGAGUUCUGGAUGUCCUUCCAUGACUUUAAAUUCCAUUUUGUGUCUCUGGUCAUCUGUCAGCUGACACCAGACCUGAUGAGUCAGGAAGUGGGAAAGAAGUGGAUGUGCUCUCUGAGUACUGGGAGAUGGGUGAAGGGCAGCACAGCCGGUGGCCGGCUAAGGCAUCACGCAGAAACAUUUUGGAUGAAUCCACAAUUUCAACUUACUGUCCUAAGUGCUGAUGAAAGCAAGAAGUCCUCAACACCCUGCAGUGUCUUGGUUUCGCUUAUGCAGAAGUCGAAGAGCCUUCACCGCAACCAAAUGAAGCAUCUCCCCAUUGGCAUCUUUCUUUUCAGGGUGAAUGAGGUGAGUCUACAGCUUUGGAAGGGCAACCAGCGGCUGCCCCAGGAGUUCUUCCAGCGAACCAUGCCAUUGUUCAUUCCCAGAGACUUUCAGACAGAACGGGAAGUGAGCUAUGAGUUUUCCCUGGAGCCAGACACUUACCUCAUUGUUCCCUGUACUUCUGAGCCUUGGCAGGAAUCUGAAUUCAUCCUAAGAGUCUUUUCCAGGAAGCAUGCCUUAUAUGAAAUGGGCAGUAAUUUCAGCUUUAUUCUCCCUAAGGAGAUAGUUGACAAAUAUGAAGGAGGGGAGGAAUUCUUCACCAAACUAUUUGAAAAAUGCCCAGAAAUAAAUGCAAUUCAAUUGCAGAAGAUUCUGAAUAACAUGACCUGGAAGUACCUGUCUAAUCCGCAGCCCACCUUCAGUAUGGAUGCUUGCCUAGGGAUUCUGGCGCUGCUUGAUUUUAAUGCCACAGGGACUGUGGGCAUUCAAGAAUUCAGGUACCUGUGGAAGCGACUAUUGAUCUAUCAGGAAGUUUUCCACAAACAAGACAAACACAAGUCAGGAUUUCUGGAAUCAGGGCAACUGCGGGCUGCUGCUCAGGAAGCUGGAAUUUUACUCAGUGAUGAGGUGUGCAAUCUGAUGGCUAUUCGCUAUGGCAACUCCAACAGGAAGAUUGGCUUUGAGAACUUUGUCUACUUCAUGCUCCGAGCGGAGAAUGUGGAAGGUGCCUUUCAAAACGUGACCCAGGAUAACAAAGGAAUAUAUCUUCUGAAGUCAGAGUCAGAGCAAGCCACCUAUGACAGCGGCCCAAAUCCUCUUCUGCUGAAACUAUCAUGGAACAAAGAAAGGAAGCCUUUGAGUCUCGCUGUUACCCCUCUGACUUCAAGAAAGUCCUGUCUGCGGCUGGCUGGCCAGCCAGCGGUGGUUUAUCUCUGGGCCUUUACUCUGUACUACUCUGCUGCCAUCACUGAUGGCUUCUCCUUUAAGCCUACAAGUGGGGAGAGGGACGGAAGGGGGAACGGUUGCGUGUCUGAGAAAGGACCCAGGAAGAGGCGCGGAUCUCACUUCCAGGGGGCCUCCAAAGUUGGCCCCCGAGCUCCGGGAUUCAGGCGCGUGCUGGAAGUGCCCCGGGGCACCACCAGGGGCGCUUCUCCCGGGAAGCCGAAGCCUCCUCCCCGAGCGUCUCUCCCUUCUGACCCGAGUGGGUUUUUCCAACGGGCGGAUGCAGCAGGGGCUGGUGGGCGCUAG
Sarcophilus harrisii (Tasmanian devil) is the source of this 2579-nucleotide messenger RNA. It is a transcript of the gene CAPN14, whose product is annotated as calpain 14. Gene Ontology annotation, cellular component: cytoplasm. The transcript has 22 exons. Gene Ontology annotation, biological process: proteolysis. Bases 54 to 2579 code for a protein of 841 amino acids. Gene Ontology annotation, molecular function: calcium-dependent cysteine-type endopeptidase activity. The record is from RefSeq and is a predicted model, not a curated record. NCBI's taxonomy places the organism in Eukaryota, Metazoa, Chordata, Mammalia, Dasyuromorphia, Dasyuridae.